Messenger RNA from Xyrichtys novacula (pearly razorfish), 3626 nucleotides. Lineage: Eukaryota; Metazoa; Chordata; Actinopteri; Labriformes; Labridae. The record is from the annotation of a GenBank genome assembly.
AUGGCUUUGGAAACAGUCCCCAAAGACCUUCGUCAUCUGCGAGCUUGUCUUCUUUGUUCUCUAGUAAAGGUAACCCGCGAAUGAAAGGGGAAAAGCUUAAGCUAGCUUCUGCUAACGAGAAGCCUCUUUUGGCGACGCUGUGUUUUUUUGUUAUGGUGUGCCAAACAUGAACUCAAACUGAGAGAUUGGUGAUUUCAAAAUAAGUUUGUUGACUGACUUCAACCUAAUUCUGACUGACGCUUUUCUACGAAGCUUUAGAGUGAUAUAUGAUAUAAUUUAGUCUCUGAAAAGGGUGUUUGUUCGGCACAUAACACCAGCACAGUACCUAAAACCUUUCUGUUAUAAUUCACAACAUUGGUUCAGUGUGAAAAGUAUUAAGAUCAGCGGUUACAGCACUUUACAAAAUCUACCACAUUUCUGUCAGCAUAUAGAUCAGACUUAUCUUGAAAUAAUAUGAAUCCCCGGACCUUAUGAAACCUUAUUUUUCUUGGUCCUAGAGGAUGUGAUCUCUUUCUAACAUUUAUUGUCUGUGUCUUUGUUUUUAGACUAUUGACCAGUUUGAAUACGACGGCUGUGACAAUUGUGAGUCCUACCUCCAGAUGAAGGGAAACAGAGAGAUGGUUUAUGAGUGCACAAGCUCUUCAUUUGAUGGGUGAGUGAUGAGUGAACUUGUAUCAUUUACAGCCUUUGAAAUUUAACUUCAUAUUAUCGGUGUGUGAGUGUGUAGGCUUAUCCACAUUGUCUUUUUGCCUGCAGUGUGGUGGCCAUGAUGAGUCCUGAGGACAGCUGGGUCGCUAAAUGGCAGAGGAUAGGUAAAGAUGAUGUAUUUUGGACAAACUCAAUAUUCACUGUUUUUUUUCAAUCACAUUUGAUCAUGAUGUAAACAGAAAAUGAAAAUGAAAACAUGAUUCACAGCAAAAAAACACAAAUCAUUUAAAAUCCCAUAACAACUUAAAGGGAUAUUCCGGCGUAAAGUUAAUUCAGGGUCAAACACACCGUAACACCGAGUUAGACACCCCCUUCGAGAGAUGAAUGUUGCCGACCGCUUGCUUCUCCAGUUAUACCAACUUUAGUAACGACCGCAUGAUAGCGAUACACAGCAGUCUGAGGAGCCAUAAACAAACCUCAAUCAAAACGCCACUCUAUAGCCACAAAUAAUGCUCAGAACAGCACCUAACUUCAUCAACAGUACAUAGAGGGUCCCAGCCAUAGUACUAGCAACCAAACAUCUUUUGAACUUUGCCUGGUUUCUUUAGCAAAGAGACUAAACACAACUCACCUACUCUCUUCCAGCAGCCACUUGUUUGUAGCGAGACCUCAGACGAGGUCAGCUAAAAGAAGAACGUUAAUUGCAUUAUCGUUUCCUCUAAGAAAUAAUCAUCAUCAUAAUCAUUUUGCACUGCAGAGGCGGUAGUUAUUCUGCCUUUGCGUCUUGGUCUGAUUGCAUUUCCAUGAAGAAAUGAUCAUAAAUGUUCUUCCUUGAGCUGCGUCACCCCGCUGUAGUCCGUAAUGGACUGGCCUAAGGUCUCGCGACAAACUGCUGGAAGAGAGUAGGUGAGUGACUAGAGAAGCAAGGGGUCGGCAACAUUCAUCGGUCGAGGGAGUGUCUAACUAGGUCAGGGGUCGGCAACCCGCGGCUCUGGAGCCGCAUGCGGCUCUUUCUUCCCUAAGAUGCGGCUCCCAGUGGAUUUGGAAAAUAAAUAAUAAAUACUUAAUUGCAUUUUAUUUUAUUUUAUUAUUUUUUAUUUUUUUUUGUAAUUCUAAAUUCAAAGAUUAUAAUGCUCUUGUAACAUUAAAUAAACUAUUAAGGCUGCAACAACGAAUCGAUUAAAUAGAUUCGUCGUGACGAAAAAAUCCGUUGCCAACAAAUUCUGUAAUCGAUUCGUCGGGUCUUUAUAUAUGUCCAUGGACACCGGCGUGUAAACAUCAGCAGGACGCACAGAAAAGAAACAGCCAUGGCCGAGGCAGCGGCUGAGAAAAACAUGGACACAACCUAACCCAAAUCCCGACCUAAAACAUCAGUGGUGUGGGAAAACUUCACCAAGACUGAAAAGGAAGGCGUUCAGUGCAACAUUUGCAAAGACCGUUUUGCAUGGCGCGGGAGUACAUCGAUGAUGCGUGAGCACAGGGCUCUCAAGUCUCACGCAUUCAGCGUAUGACACACGCAUUCCCACUCGUUCACACGCUCACACACCACACAUUGUAUUUCUCACGCAUUUAAAUGAACACGGUGAUGUCCACCAAGUUGCACUUCUUCAACUAUGGAACUGGGGGAAAUCAACUGAGUUCCUCCGAGAGUUCAGAAGCUGCGUGCCACGCACAAGCCAAUCAAAUAAAGUAUAUCUACUGAACAGCCAAUCAAAAAGCAGCAUUGCUGUAUCCGGGUAGAUUUUGAUAUCUUGCGGUUUAACUACAGAAGAAGACAGACACUCGCCGAAAUAGUUCAUUUAUUUCAUAAAUGCAACUCGCUACAGUUUUUUAUAUACUUUGUAUAAAGGUAAAAAAAAAAAGAUAUAUGCAAUGUUAUCUUCAUUUUAGAUGUCAAAGAGGUUUUGUGGCUCCGUGUGUUUUCUUUUCUGUGGGAAACUGGUCCAAGUGGCUCUUUGAGUGUUUAAGGUUGCCGACCCCUGAACUAGGUGUUAUGGUGUGUUUGACCUUAACUUCAUUUUACACCAGAAUAUCCCUUUAAAGGCCAUAAUGUUAGACAUGUGAUAUCAGGAAGGCAGAAUUAAAACCUUUCGAUUGUCCCCUACUUUCACAUUAGGCACACAGAGCUUCACAAUGAAGCAGAUUGAUUGGUCAAUAAGCAGAGUUGUCUACAGUUUGACCACUUAUUCCUAGACAUAACUUGCUACAGAGCAAGUAAGGUGUGCAUCUUAAGUUACCAUGGUGAACUUCCCUACUAAAAAGUGAACCACCCUCAUAGUCGUGAAAUUCCAGAGUUAACACAGUUACCUUGUACAUCUAGCUUCAUGGUGAAACCCCUCUGAUAAAUUUUCCAGGAUGUCAAAAGUCCUUUUGUCUUCACCUCAUAGUCUGAAAAAAGUGUCGAGCUGAUUAUUGGUUUAUUAUUUCACUUGGUUAAUAAGAGCAGUAAAUCUGAACCAAUCAGAAUCUUUUCAUCCUUAGAUCAACAGUGACCUUAAAGACACUAAAAGGUCAGGCAAAAGUUCAGUGAGGGUGUAUCCUUAUGCUGAUAUAUGAAGAAAAAAAAACAGUGAAGCUUUUAAAACAAAAGCCUUAAAACAGUUUAUAACAAUUUUUAUGCCCUUUAUUAAACUGUGUCAGUUCAGUUCAUUGUAUUCAUUUUGUAAUUUUGUGUGAAUCAUGAAACUUUUGCAUUUUAUUUCAUUCCGUCUGACAGGAAACUUCAAACCAGGUGUUUAUGCAGUGUCAGUGACAGGCAGACUACCACCAGGUACACUUGAUUGCACUUUACCAGCCUCUUUAUAUGUUAAAUUAUCUUUACUUCAUAAAGUUUGUUUGGCUCAUUCUUGAUCAUAUGUCCUCCCAGUUAAGAGAACAUUUUUGUCAUGUAUUUUCCCUCUUUCUCUGAAGGUGUGGUGAGAGAGCUGAAGAGCAGAGGAGUGAUCUACAAAUCCAGAGAUACAGCAGUGAAGUCAUGA